Messenger RNA from Branchiostoma belcheri (Belcher's lancelet), 4671 nucleotides. RefSeq names its product APOBEC1 complementation factor-like. Gene Ontology annotation, molecular function: mRNA binding. Gene Ontology annotation, cellular component: nucleus. NCBI's taxonomy places the organism in Eukaryota, Metazoa, Chordata, Leptocardii, Amphioxiformes, Branchiostomatidae. The transcript is spliced from 2 exons. The record is from RefSeq and is a predicted model, not a curated record. The coding region runs from base 288 to 1778 and encodes 496 amino acids.
UUUCCUGGUUGAAUCCUGGGUCCAUUUUGGCCAGUUUUUCAGGUAGGGAGGUCAGACAUGUGUUUACUUUUGAAAUCCAGAAAGAAAUGGUGACCUUUGCCAUUGGUGGUGCUAUAGAAUUACAUGUUUUGGGAGGGGGUUUUCCAGCACAAGUCGUGUGUUUCUAUGCUGCAGGUUCAAAGGUCAGUGGUUGUUUACAUUUAAAGGGCUCUAGCGCUUUAACAGGCAGGAGUCGAAGCCGGGCUUUUUCCAAAAACGGCAACUAGACAUGUUUAGCUGUCCAGUGGAUGGAAUUUUUGGGACCUUGCAAUUCUGAUCUGAAUCAACUGUACGUGAUCAUGUCUGCCACUCCACCAGCCCCUGCAAUCAAGACCAUCGAAGGAGCACCCAAGGAGGCGGCCCUGCGCACCCUCACCCGGUGCACUGGCUACAGCCUCGUCCAGGAGAACGGCCAACGUAUCUAUGGCCGGCCCCCGCCUGGCUGGGAGGGACCUGCCCCACAGCACGGCUGCGAAGUCUUCGUCGGCAAGCUUCCCAGAGACUUGUACGAAGAUGAGCUGGUACCCGUGUUUGAGAAGAUCGGACGGAUCUUCGAGCUGCGGCUGAUGAUGGACUUCAGCGGGUCCAAUCGAGGCUACGCCUUCGUGGUGUACACCAACAAGGAGGACGCCAAGAACGCUGUCCGACAGUUGAACAGCUACGAGAUUCGUAAAGGCCGCUUCAUCGGGGUGAUCAAGAGCGUGGACAACUGCCGACUCUUUGUCGGAGGAAUCCCCAAGAACAAAACGAAAGACGACAUCCUGACGGAGAUAGCAAAGAUCACCGAGGGGGUGGUGAACGUAAUCGUGUACCCGAUGGUCACAGACAAAACCAAGAAUCGUGGAUUUGCGUUUGUCGAAUACGAGAGCCACCGGGCUGCAGCCAUGGCGCGCAGGAAGCUGAUCCCAGGCCGGAUCCAGCUGUGGGGGCAUCAGAUCGCCGUGGAUUGGGCCGAGCCGGAACCGGAGGUCGACGAAGAAGUCAUGAGAAAGGUCAAGGUGUUAUACGUCCGCAACCUGAUGUUCACAACAACAGAGGACGCAAUCAAACAAGCCUUCGAGGUGGGGGAAGAAGAAACUGUGGCCAGAGUGAAAAAAAUCCGUGACUACGCGUUUGUCCACUAUAAGACGCGAGAAGACGCCCUGGCAGCCAUGACAGCCAUGAACGGAAAUCUCCUGGAAGGUGCCAAGCUCGAAGUGACUCUCGCUAAGCCGGUGGACAGAAACACGCGGCGGGCUCGGCAGAUGAACGAUCAGAGCUUCAUGAUUCCCCCUUUCCUCCCUCCGAUGUACCAUCAGUUUGAUCCGUUAGGGGCCCCGAUGAUGGGCGGUCUGGGCGGUAUGCCCCCUAUGGGGGGAAGGGGUCGAGGGGCUGGGUGGAUGAGGGGAGGGGGUGGUUGGCAGGGGAUGGGCAGGGGGUUCUACAGGGUUCUACACACCCAGGCCCCACCGGGAAGCCCCAGUAAGUCUGCUGUACAGGUGCUUGAGGAGCUGUGCAGGAAAAAUCAGUGGGGAAACCCCAUGUACACCCUCCAUUCCACCUCUGGGCAGAACAGACAGCUUUUCUUCUUUAAAGUGAACAUCCCAGGCUACAGCUCAGGUUCUCCUGGCCCUAAUACCCCCUUCACACCUAAUAAACUAGCCCCCAAUCCAGACGACGCUAAACAGUGCGCAGCAGAAUACGUCCUGAUGCAGCUUGGCAGCCGAUACAAACAGCAAGAAAUCAGAAAGAAACGUUAAAAUGUUUUAUGACUGCUUACAAGUUAGUUUCCAUUUUCACUCUUUUUUUUUUUAAACAAAGCUACAGUCAAACCAAUAUUUGUGUUAGUUGACUGUGGAUGAGUGCAGAUUUCUGGUACUACACUUAAAUCAGCAGUACAUCCCAUAGCAAGGUCAAGAUGUUAACAAGAUGACAAGCAGCAAAUUCAUCACCCCUCGGGGCCUUUCUUACACAGCCACUGCACCAUACAAUAAUAAGUCACCCAAAAAGCAGAGACCUAUAGUAUUUCUACAUUCUGACACCAGAAAGCAUCAGCUGAAGUUGAUCCACUGUAAACUCAAAGUCGAAUCACUGAUGACCAUUUAACGGAGCCUUUUAGCUGCUUGAGUCACUUCCCAUUUUAAACUGACAACGUACAGUACUGUACUGUGUAUGUCCUUUUAGCAAGAUAACAGAGUCACACUGACAUGGGACGGCUUUUAGACACACUAGCUAGGGCACUGCCAGACAAGUAGGAAUUAGAAAACCAAAGCACAUCUGUACACCUGUUAAACUUAAAGUGUAAUGGGCUUAUGUCUUGACCCACCUUGAUUUUGAAGUUGAUUUUGUUCUUUGCUUAAAUAUCAUUCAGGUAGUCUUUUCUCAACCAUAUUCCAGUUACUUGUGAUUUCUAUAAUUGUAAUUUAGAAAAGACAAUUAUGAAGGAUGUGGUCUUUUUCACGUUUGAUGGCAUAACUUGUGCAUUUCUGCUUUCUUUUUUAUUAAUUUUAAUUCUCAAGCACCACUCUUAAUCAACUUUUGUGCUUAUUGAGUGUAAGACUUUUUUCUAGAGCAUAGCGUGUUAUUGCUGUGUCGACUUGUUUUCAAGCACCUUUUGGUAUAUCGAAAUCAAAACACAAAGAGUCGUAAUUACGAAUUCUCCUAGAGAAAAAUUGCAGAUUCUAAAUUCCACAAGAAGAAGUUCAAGUUUCAAACAAUUUUUUCAACUUAUAGUGACUCCACUGUUAGUGAACAUGGCUCUAAGAAAACUUUAAAAUGUUGUGAGAGAUGGAAGCAGAAAAUUAACCACAUGUAUUUGUAGGGCACAAAUGUUGUAAACACUCAACUGGGUAACUUGAAGGAAGAAGCCCCACUUUAUGCAGAGUAAGCUGUCUGUGGUUCAGGAUUAGUCAGGAAUGUGAUUGUUGUUUGGGAUAUCCAAACUAUGCUGGCAGAACUUCAACUGCUUGAAACCCUAGGCUGACUAAAUCUGCGCUCCUAUCGGCCGGCCCGGUAUUACACCAGCCGCCCCUGGUGUAAUACUGGGCCGGCCGCUAGGAGCGCAGAUUUAGUCAGGCUACUUGAAACCCCUAAUGUGCAUCGUACUGAGCAUCCGUAUGUCAGGGUCGUAUUAGCUUUUUUAGGGAUGACAUCCCACCUAUGGGUUUCAUAUAUGCAACAGACAAAAUUCUGAUGCAACUCUGACAAAACAUCUAGAAGAAAAUCCAGGUUUCACACAGGUGCAGUACGUUCUGCCAGUGAUGGGAAAUCCUACUGUGAAUGUAUUUACAGUUAAAGCAAUUCAAGAAUGGUUUCAAGCUACUAUCACCUAUUUAUAUUCCUGCUGACUUACUCUGUGAAUAGCCGGAUGGGUUUAUGUGAGGGAGACGGUUGAAUAUGUGUAUCCAACUUUCCAGCUUUCUAACAAUGACGAGAAUCAUGCGUAGACAUUCAGGGUUGAUGAAGAACCAUAAGAGAGGAGAGUCAGAGGUAUUGAGCUUGUGUUGCAUUGUGUAACUGUAUACAGCUAUGCAAGGUUACCGGUCGCCUUAAAAUUGACAAAAUCAUGUUCGGCAAUUUGUGGUUGAUGAAGAAAAGUCCUCAGGUUGCAUGUUGACAGCAUCUUUAGAUGCUGGUAUGUUCAAGUUCUUUCUGUCGGUCACAGAGAAGAAAACUUUACAGCUUGGCUGUGUGGAACUUGGCUAUGAAAGUAAAAAUAGUUCUAUUUGUAAGUGUUGGGACAUGUUACAGACCAGUAGAGUUAGCAGACAGCUUUGUUGAUAGCUCUGUUUUGCAUAUUGUUUUUGAGUUAUUGAUUAAAAAAAUGAUCUAUCAUAUUUGUUAUUUUGGAAUAUCGAAUGGCAGAGUAAGUCCAUGAUUUCAGAAAAAAGUGUAAAGUUGAUCAUAAUUGGAAACUGUAUAAUAAGAGUGACACUCAUAAAGCCACUGGCUAAUGUUUCUAUUCAACAUGUGUUCAUUAUAAAGAGUGUGUCGGAUGAUAUUGUUGCUAUGUUAAGUUUCUUGUUACCUGUUCACAGAUUCAAGUUCGUGAUUCUUUGUAUCUAGAAAUGUUUUAAAGUUCUGAUGUUCUUGGUUGACUGUGUAUUGAAGUCUUGAGCUGAAGAAAAUCGGGUUCACGUCACAAUUGCUGGGGACAGACCAGUUGAAAUGUUUAGAGAAUAUGCAGUUACAACAUCAAAGCAGGGUGGAAAUUAAUAGAAAUGUCAAACUGCUUGAAGUUUUAGUGUUUCAGAAUAGGGUAUGUUGGAGUUAGACAAUGUUUUUGAAACAGAAAUUAUGAAAAAUGUACCAUUGUCCUAAUAAUAGGGAAACUACAUGGAUACCGCCCCAGCAAAUGUCACGCCCACUUUGAUAUGUAUAAAUUAAUUAACCUUCAACCUGCUAAGGUAGCUGUUGGUCACCAAAGUUGUUUUGGUGACCAGGUUAGUCAGCGGGGUGAAGGAUAGUUCAACUGUUAGACUUGACAGAAGAUAAAGCAUGAAUCAUUUGGAAUUAUGAAAAAUAAUAAAAGAGCCCUUAAUUCAUGAGUAAGAUGAUUAGCCUAUAGAGGAAUUUGUUAUGCAAAAACAAAUACCUCAAGUUAAUGAAACUGUUAUUAGCACUAUAAUAAGAGAUAUUUUGAAUUACCUCAAU